This is a messenger RNA of Rhizophagus irregularis DAOM 181602=DAOM 197198, 2504 nucleotides long. The record is from RefSeq and is a predicted model, not a curated record. Lineage: Eukaryota; Fungi; Glomeromycota; Glomeromycetes; Glomerales; Glomeraceae.
GUUUGAGUAUUCUUUUUUACGUUUCUAUAAACGGCCAUAAUGGGGCAGAAUAUGUCUUCAUUUGCCGAAAUAUCUCCCAAAUCAUUAAUUUCUUCAAAGAAGCGAUCGGCUGUACUUAUUAUUAGUGUUGCGGCUGUAUAUUUAAUCAAGCAAUAUGUCGAACAAGAGAAAAAGAAACAGUCCGAACGUGCCGCAGCGCGUGCUGCAGAAGGCCAAGAUAACAGAAAUAGAAAACAAAAAAGAAUCGGUGUAGACGCGCGUUUCUUAGCGCAGAUCAAAAAAUUAUUGCCAAUUUGUAUACCAGGAGUCGCCAGUAAGGAAGCCGCUCUGCUUAUAAGCUUAGCUAUGGUAUUAAUAGCUCGCACAUGGCUUGAUAUAUGGUUUUCUGGAUUUAACGGACAUGUUGUUAAAGCGAUUGUAUCUCGCGAUCGGAAAACUUUUAUCGCUCGAGCCGUUGUGGAAUUUGGAUUUAUGAUGUGGCCAAUGAGUAUAGUGAAUAAUUCAUUGAAACUUACUAUAAGCGCGUUGUCUUUAGCGUUCCGAACUAGGCUUACAAGGUAUGCUCACGAACAAUAUUUAAAAGAUAUUACUUUCUACAAAAUAUCGAAUAUCGAUAACCGAAUCCAGAAUUCGGAUCAAUUGCUGACACAGGACAUUGAUAAAUUCGCAGAAAAUCUAAGUCAUUUAUAUUCGGAUAUUACCAAGCCCCUAGUAGACAUAGUUUUGUUUGCAUAUAAACUGGGUGAAGCCAUUGGUCGAGAAGCUCCGAUUUAUAUGAUCGUGUACUUCCUUACUUCCGGUGCUCUUUUACGUGCAAUUUCACCACCUUUCGGAAAAUUUACCGCUAUAGAACAAAAACUUGAAGGUGAUUUUAGGUUCACACAUUCGAGAAUUAUCACUCACUCUGAAGAAAUUGCCUUUUAUGGCGGUGGUGAACGAGAGCGAACUGUUGUAAAUGGAAGUUUUGAUAAGAUUGUGCGACACGUGAAAAAAAUAUAUCGACUUCGGUUCGCUAAUGGAAUUUUCGAUUCAGUAUUGGUUAAAUAUUGUGCCACUAUGACAGCGUACUACUUGCUGGCACGCCCUGUAUUUAACCCGCAAUAUGCCACUGAAUAUAUGGGCAAACUCGAUUCCGACCCAACGAAGAUUAUGGAAGAUUAUUCAAGAAAUUCUGGUUAUCUUGUAAAUUUAUCACAAGCUGUGGGUAGAUUAAUUCUUGCUGGACGUGAUUUGACCAGAUUUGCGGGAUAUACUUCGCGUGUUGCAGAACUUUUUGAUGUUCUUGAGGAUGUUAAUAAAGGGCGAUAUGAACGUACAAUGAUAAACAAUGACUCAAAUGAAGCUAAUAUCAGCCGAGCGGUUACACCGAACGAUCUCAAAGGAAAAAUUAUAACAAAAGAUGGAGUCAUUAUUUUUGAAAAAGUUCCUAUUGUUACACCAAAUAAUGACAUAUUGGUGAAAGAGUUAUCUUUCGAAGUUGAAACGGGAAUGAACUGCCUUAUUUCCGGACCUAAUGGAUGCGGAAAAAGUUCUCUUUUCCGUAUUCUUGGUGAUUUAUGGCCCUUAUUUGAUGGUGUUGUUACUAAGCCAACAGCAUCAAAAUUGUUUUACGUACCUCAAAAACCGUACUUGGCGCUUGGCACGCUCCGUGAUCAGGUUAUCUAUCCAGAUACGAAAGCUCAAGCACGUUUCAAGGAGUUUGAUGAUGGCAAAUUAAUGGAAUUACUUAAUGUCGUUCAUUUAGAAUAUUUGGUGAAGCGUGAUGGAGGCUGGGAUGCAGUUCAAGAUUGGGCUGAUGUUUUGUCGGGUGGGGAAAAACAGAGAAUAGCCAUGGCUAGACUUUUUUACCACCGUCCUCAAUUUGCAAUUUUAGACGAAUGUACUAGUGCAGUAAGUGUUGAUGUUGAGGGUAUUAUGUACACCCAUGCUCGUACUUUAGGCAUUACAUUAUUUACUGUAUCUCAUAGGCAUUCAUUGGUUAAAUAUCACGAAUGGUUGCUUCGUUUUGAUGGAGAAGGAGGUUACGAGUUUAGAAAACUUGAAGAAAGCGAUUUAACAACACCAUUUACCUCACAUGGUAAAACCGGUAAAGCUAGUAAAAAGAAAUUUGAGCUUGGACAAGAUGAUGAGGGUGAAGAAGCUGAUAACGAAAAGAAUAGCUCUUCUAGUAGCAAUAAUUCAGAUUGAACUUUUAGCCGAAAAUGACACUAAUUUAAUAUUCAUGAUAUUAUUUAUGGUCUUCACAAAAUAAUCUUUAUAAUAGAUGCAUCUCGGAUUAAUGUAUUUGUUAGUUGUAGCAGGAUUAAUUAUUUAUUUUUCAUUAUAUAUAUAUAUAUAUAUGUGUAGAAAUCAUUAAAAAAACAUUUUUAUUACACUAAAAACAAAAUGACGAUUAUUUAGUAAUCUGAAAGCAUUUAAUUUUUUAUUAUAUAUAUAGAGAACCUAUAAUUUCAAAUUUAAGAGUUUUUAUAGAGUUUUAUCUUUUAAGCAGAUAUGUAGGAACU